This is a messenger RNA of Paramecium pentaurelia, 717 nucleotides long. NCBI's taxonomy places the organism in Eukaryota, Ciliophora, Oligohymenophorea, Peniculida, Parameciidae. The record is from the annotation of a GenBank genome assembly.
AUGAUCACCAUUUCCAAUAAGGAGUUGACUCCAUGUAGGUUAUAUCUUUUAAAAACUGAUAAAUUAAAUAUAAAAAAUAAAUAAGAAGAGGGAUUGACAUUUACAUUUAUAUAAUAAAAAAGUAAGCCAUUAAAAUUAGAGGAAUAAUAUAAGUUUGAUUGUAAGGUUGGAAAUCAUUAUUUAAUAUGUGAAAAACUUAAUUUAAAGGCUGAAGUUUAUGUUUUUAAAACUUAAUAAGAAAGAGAUAAAUAUUAAGCUUAAGAAGAAGAAUUUAAAGCUACAAAAUCUGAAUAAUAAUAUGAUAGUGAAGAUAUUUCUAAUGAAAAUGAUGAAAUUAUGAGUGAAGAGAUAGGAAAAUUACCUUAAAAAAAGAAAAAAUCAUUAAAAUGGUCAACUGUUGAGACCUCUUCGACUUAUUAUUCUAAAAAAGAAAAUUAAUCAACAACUUCAGAUAUGAGUGAAUAAUUAUUACCAGAAAAAAGAGGAAAACGUAAGGGCUCUGAUCCUGUAAUAUAAAAAACAGAACUUAUUGUAAAACCUAAAAUCUAAAGAGGAACGAAUUAAAUUAAUAAUUUAUUAUAAAUUCAAUAAUAUGCAAAAAUAACAUCAAAAAAAUAAAUAACAAUCUCAUAAGAUUAAUUGUAAUUACUCAAACGUAAUUGGGAUGUUUAAAAACUGAUUUAUGAAUAUCUUAUUAAUUAAUAUUCUUAUUAAUGA